UACCCCAAGAGUGCUAAUAAUCUCAACACAUGUCUUCCUCUUCCUCUUCGCCUCUUCAACAGCUCGUCUUCUUCUCUAUGCAGUCAUGGACAACGUUCGGCAGGGGCACGUGGUUGAUGCCAGUCUGGCAUACCUACAGAGGCUUGAGGAUGAGAUGCGAGUUCUGAACGGGACACAACUCGUUUCAUCUGACAGCAGCACCCUGGGAUCCCCGAGCGCUAGGAAACGAAGGCGACUGGAGAGUUCAAGCGAGAGCGAGGGCAAAACUUCCAAGAAGACCAGGAUCACCUCUGCUAGCCGGGACAGAGUUGAUGUUGUCUUUGGCCCUGCGGAGCAUCCCCAGGACAGGUCGCGGCAGCUCCCAGCGGAGUUGUGGCAUCACAUCUUUUCCUUUCUCUCACCGGUUACUCUUGGGCGCUGUCUGCGUGUCAACCGGCUGUUCCACAAAUACCUCGAUCCUGUCUCGCCCUUCAUCUCUUCUGUGAUACACGUGCCUACUACUCGUAUAUUGCCUAGACUGCCCCCAGACGCCAUCUGGCGAGCGUCCAGAUGUCUUCACUGGCCAGCUAUGCCCGCGCCGCUUAAGGGAAAGUUUGAAUUGGAUAUGUGGCGGUUUGCCUGUAUCCGAUUUUGCCAAUUCUGCGGCCAGCUGGACAAAGCCUACAAUACCACUGAGGAUUCUUCAAAGUCCCGCAGACCUGGCAAUACCACUGUAUCGCCUAUCUUUCCUUUCUUCAUCAAUUCGUGCGGGAACUGUUUGGUUGGGAAGAGCAUCAAGGAACUUGACUUCUAUGUAUCAACAUCAAGACCAUCACUCAUAUCAUCGGGGCUUCCUAUGGUUUUUCUGACGCCUGACAUGAAUGUAAUCUCCCCUCAAGAAUUGCGAAGCAUCCCAGGGACCAUUACCCCUCUUCAGUUGACAAAAGUGUAUUGGCCUGCCCAAGUGGAGAGGCUUCAGGAAGAGUUUGAAGAAGUCAAGCGAUUUGGCGUUGCAGCUACUGAAGAGUGGAAAAAAGGCUUAGAAACUCGAGGCAUUGAACAAAUUCAUGACGCUUCCCGAUGGGAUAGGUGGCUUCUGUCAGGAGGCGUCCGCCAAAUGCGCAGACAUUCGACUCAGCCAACUGCUAACAAGCCAGAAAUUGCUAAAACUCUACAGAAGCAGCGACAGGAUGUUGAGACUACUGUACGAAUUCAUAUCUCCAACCUCGCAGAUGAGGUCAUAGACCGCUGGGUUAAGGGACGCAGCGUCAAGAAGGGAAACUGCGCAGACUUCGCCGUGGAGGUGUUGGCAUACGUCCGCAAACAGUUCUAUAAGGACGGAGCGAGGGCCGUUUCCUUGACACGAGGACUGACUCUGGACGAUAUGCGAUGGAUAUUCGAUCAUAAGAUUGGGCCACAUACCAACCACUAUGCUAUGAAGCACCGCACAAAGAAGUUGAAGAGCAUGACUAUGCUUUGGAGGACGGAGUGGCCUGAGGAGCCCCCAUUCAGGAGCUCAACAUCUGUCAGCUCCAAUCCAACAAUGCCUGGUGUGCCGGAGGCAAAUCACGUGGAAGAACGCCGCGAGCACGCCCCCUAUACGAUAGAGGCACCGGCUUCGGUCAUGGCAUCGCAAAGAGAACAAAGCCACGUCAGUGGUUACCAACAACCGAUGUCCACGACCUUCUACCAGUCCUACGACAUCGUUGACGUGCGGAAUUUACCGAAUGGCUACUACAUUCAAUAUCCCGUCUUCCACGACUAUAGAAUUCCCUCUAAUUCUAGUUAUUCCAGCUAUACCAUCAGGGAGUCGCACAACAAUACUGGAGCCUUAUCACAGGUUUAUAAUGUUUAUGAGUCACGAGAUCCAUUGGCCAAUAGAAGAUCGGGAGGUUGGGAAUGACAUGGGCAUAGAUUAGAGCUUUUAUAGGAGCAUUCUCUCUUUUAUUUUUGUUCUUGUUAAACACUUAUGACAACGGCGUUUUAAGGCAUCUCACUACUGAGGCAAAGGCUACUUAAUUGAAGAGGAAAUGGUGGUUUGUACAUAUCUAUAUAUAAUAACUCAAUACUUACCUACCUCUUUACCAGACGUUCUUUAC
Molecule: messenger RNA, 2078 nt
Organism: Trichoderma harzianum CBS 226.95
Lineage: Eukaryota; Fungi; Ascomycota; Sordariomycetes; Hypocreales; Hypocreaceae
Exons: 3
Coding region: 86-1882 (598 amino acids)
Molecular function (GO): protein binding
Source: RefSeq, a predicted model, not a curated record